Symbiodinium sp. CCMP2456 is the source of this 981-nucleotide messenger RNA. The record is from the annotation of a GenBank genome assembly. Lineage: Eukaryota; Dinophyceae; Suessiales; Symbiodiniaceae.
AUGAGGUGGCUGCUGGUGUUUGCCUCGCUUGCAUUGUCAGCUGGCUCUGAGUCUACAGGUGGCUCCAAGAAAUGCAAAGGGAGCUACGCCAACCCGGUUGUGAACCUAUGCUCCGAGCAUUGGCCUGAUGCAAAGUCAACUCGUGUUUGGAUGGUCGUUUUCUACACCUCCUGGUGUGGGCAUUGUCGGGCUUUGGAGCCGAAGUAUAAAGAGCUCGGAAAGCUUUUGAAGAACGACAAAUCGAUUGGCAUCGGUGCCGUGGACUGCGAUAUUGAUCGGGCCACCUGCUCCAAGUAUGGGGUCAGCGGCUUUCCUGCUCUGAAGGCAAUAGUAAGUGGCAAGGGUAAGUCAUACAAUGGAGCAAGGGAAACAGAGCCGAUGAAGGCAUGGAUCGAAGGUAUCGCAAAGAAUCGAGGUACAAAAGGUGGCAGCGCCAAGUGUGCCGUAGGACUUUUCAAAAGUCGAGUGAAGGAUGCAGUGGUACCCCUUUGUGAGGAGCAUUUUCCAGAUGACAAGGCAAAGAACGACUGGCUCGUCCUUUUCUAUAACUCCAAGAGCAGCGCAAGCACCGAUCUCAAGGAGGUGCUGCACAGGCUCGCUGUCGACUUGGGCAAUGAUCCUCCCGAUAUGAGCAAGUCGCUCAAAAAGCCAAAGAAAAAGCGUGAGAGACUUGAGUCCUUGGCGGAGAAAUACGACUUUGCAGUGGGCUUGCCGAAUAAAGGCCCGUUUGGCAUGGAUGCUUUGGCGAAGGUGGGCGGUGUCUGUUGCGACUGCAACGAGGAUGCAGUUGCAUUCUGUGCUAGUUCCCUCAGGAUUGGUGAGGAGGAUGUGCAGGCUCCCCAAGUUUUCUGGGUGUCCAAGGGUCAUCGCGAGCUUUUGAAAGACGCAGAUAUGUCGGCGCCAAGUCUCAACAAGCUUGCAGUCUCGAAGCUGGGAUUCGUUUCCGGUGGCGCCCGUGCCAGCCAGGGCGGUGAGCUCUGA